Linum trigynum is the source of this 4097-nucleotide messenger RNA. NCBI's taxonomy places the organism in Eukaryota, Viridiplantae, Streptophyta, Magnoliopsida, Malpighiales, Linaceae. The record is from the annotation of a GenBank genome assembly.
CUUAACCAUAAGCAACCUAAAAAAUUCGAAUCCAGCAGCGGAGCGCAAGCUAAGCCUUCUGAUUUGGCUUACAUCCACCAUCAUGUGGAAGGCAUAUUAGUAACGAGAAAGUUCGCCCAUUGUCCUCCAGGUUGUCAAGAACGGCGAACCAGAUCUGUGAAGCAAGCUCGUGGGCGCGGAGUCUCUGGAAUUCCCACAGGCAAUGAACUGAUCUGCUCACACCAUAACAUAACCGUAUUCAUUCAGCUUUGCAUAACUGUGCAGACAACCAUAAGUGCCAAUGAGUACAACAGGAUUCAUAAUAAAUCUUAUUAUACGCAAUGGAUGGAAUGUUCCCUGACCCUUUAGACGUGCAUGAAACAUAUCUAGGAGAUGCAUCUAGCGGCUAAGUGUGUCAAGUCUGGCUGUACAAUAGCUUAGCUCAGUAAGAAACAAGUAAAAGAUGUUAUAUUUGGAUAUCAUAUCAUUGCUGGUGAAUGACAACGUUGUUUUAGAGGAUCCAAAAUUGCCAUUGGCACACAGUCACCACAGGCGUACAAAACAUCUUCUACUCUCUCUGAGACUUCAGAAUCUCUGUAACCCAUGACAGAUCUUGAUGUUCUCAGGAGCCUUAAUAGAACGUAUGAACUCCGACGAUCUAAACAGACAAGCAUGGCAUACACUAACUUAUGAGCCAGAGCCCUGAAUUACUGAUUGCUAGGGACGUUGCAAAUGUAAACUUAUCAAAGCAAGCGGAGGAAGAGGUGCACCUGUUACUGUUCUGUGAAGUAUGCCAGAAGGAGCUGUUCAAGUUGCUCUCUGAUAAUAGCAGCUUUGCCACAAGAACUCCCCGCGAAAAUACAUUAAGCCCACUGCAGGCUGACACAAGCCGAUUCCACUAACGGUGGUCUGAUGAAUAUUUCUAUUAGAAGAUGAUCACGAAGCUCUCCAAGUGUAUGUAUUACUUAACGAGAGCGGCCAAAGGAACAAAUAAAUCUGGCCGUCGAGGAUCUGCAAUUCUGCUGUAAAUUGUAGCACAUCAACUGUCUUAUUCCGUAAGGGAAUCCGUCGGCCGGCCUGAGAGCACUCCAGCAACCGUGCUUGUUCUUGUUCUUACUUCAUACUUCUUGUCCUUCUUGAUAAAUAUUUCGACAAUCCGACGAUUAUAAAUAGUGGGUUGAGUAGAGAAUCGAAUGGAUCGCACACCCUUCUCCGCAAUUUUGCCAGAAAUGGAGAACACCAAUCACCUCCAUGCUUCAGAUUCCCCAGCUUUAACACCAAACUUUUUCUUCAAUGAGGACUCCUUCCCGGAUUUCGGAAUCACGGAUAUGGCGGAGCUUGAAUACCACAGUGGCUCCGAAGAGGAGCGAGAAGCAGAGGAAGAAGACGACUUUCACUACGACAACCAGCCGCAGCAGCAGCAAGUCUUUGAUCCCGGAGCCUGGUUCGACAUUCUCAAACACCGUCUCUCCUCCUCCCCUGGCAAGAUAAACCGCGAAUCGGCCGCAGAUGGCACCCGAGAGCUGUGGGCUAACGAAAUCAUAAAGCUGGCAGGUGCCAGAAUCAUACAAUCUCAAGGGAUUGAAUUCGACCUACCUUCAUUGCUCGAGAAUCCAUUUCAACUCACCGGCGGCGGCGGCGAUGAUAGCGGCGGCCGUGAUUCCACCGGACUUACCGAGGAAGAAGCCAAGAACGUGGAGCUCAUGGAGUACCUCCUCGAUUGCGCCGAGAAAGUCGGGAAGGGGAAAUUCGACCGCGCCGCCGUUCCCCUCCGCCUCUGCAACCGACUGGCCUCCCAGACCGGCAACCCGAUCCAGCGGGUCGGGUACUACUUCUGCAGCGCCCUCCGCCAGAGGAUCGAAGGUCGCGGAGCGGCAGAAGACGAAGACGACGAUCGGAAGCCGUUCGAUUCCGACGCGGCGGUGACGCUCCCGGACAAGAGCGCGGUGGAGUUCCGCAACCGAGUCCCCUUCUACACCGCCUCCCAGCUCGCCGCCGUCCAGAUCUUGAUGGACAACAUCGCCGGAGAAACACGGAUCCACGUGAUCGACCUCCGGAUCUGCUCCGGCCUGCCGAUGAUUGCUCUAAUGCAGGCUCUAUCGAGUUCCGGCGAUUCGAUCGAGAUGCUUCGAAUCACCGCCAUAGCACAGGACGCGACGGAGGAGAAGUUCAUCCACGGGUCGGGUCGGAGGCUGGCGGGUUUCGCCCGAGGGAUGGGAUUGCCGUUCUCUUUCAACGUGGUGAGGAUAUGGGAGCCUCCCUCGGCCCACAAGGACAAACUGGGCCUCCAGCCCAAGGAAGCGACGGUGGUGUUCUCCGACUACGCGCUCGGCCCGAUGAUCGCCCGGCCCAACCGGCUCCACGAGAUGAUGAAGCUGAUCCGGUCCGUCCGGCCGCGGGUUAUGGUGGCGAUCGAGACGGAGGCGAACCACAACGCGCCGGAUUUCGGCCACCGGUUCGUCGAGACGUUGUUCACCGCCGGCGCGUACUUCGACUGCCUGGCGAGUUGUAUGGAAGGGAACGAGGCGGCGAGGGCGGCGGUGGAGUCGUGGUACCUGAAUGACCGGAUCAGGAACGUGCUGGUGGCGGAAGGGGAGAAGAGGGUUGUUCGGGAUGUGAAGAUUAGGGUUUGGAGGAAGUAUUUUGCGAGAUUUGGGAUGCUGGAGAUUGGGAUUCGAGGGCUGGCGUUGCAGCAUGCGAGCAUGGUGAUUCGCGAGUCGCCGUUCGCGGGUUCUUGCUUGGUUGGGCUGGAUUGCAAGAGCUUGAUGAUUGGGUGGAAGGAUAUGCCGUUGCUCUCUGUUUCUGCCUGGAAGUUUAUGAAGGCAAUGCCGCAGUAGCACAGAGCUGUGUUGUAAUUUGGAUUUACAUUCCCAUGCUCAACAAGCAUACAAACAAUGACUGUCUUUUGUUAGUGACUUAGAGCAUCUCCAACAAUGCAAUCCUUCUUCAAGUGUGGUCCAUACUGCCACCUAAGCAACUCUAGCAAUUACUUCACUCAUCAAUUUCAUACUAGCUACAUCGAUGUCAUUCCAAUGCAAUUGCACCCUGGGUCCCACUUACAUUUUAAUACCACACAAAUGGUUGUGAAAAGAAGAAAGAAAAACAAAAACAAACAAAGGACCCACUUGCAAUUGCAUGUCAGAUUUUCAUUGUGUGCAAAUUUUCAUCCCUUGAAAGUGGUCUUGCAUCAAUGUCAUCCACUUUUUCAAUUGCACAUGGCUGCCACCUCAGCUUGCAAUUCCCUCCAUUUGCACCAUUGGAGAUGCUCUUAGUGCCAUGGUUGAGUGGUUGAUGCGUUAACCCACGUGCUGCUUGAGCGAUAGCGGGGCUUUUUAAACCACUAGGGUGCCUGCAUACUAAUCGGGACUUUCUGCUACUAACAUCGGGAAGGCGAAGGCUUCGCCUCCGAUACCAAGAGUGUCGUCUGGAACGCUCAAGCGGUGCCACUGGGAAUGAAACUCAGGACCUCCCACAUCCAGAGCUCAAUUGGUCCAGUGGUUUCACCACUAGGCUAUGUUACCUUUGGCGAUGAGAAUGAUUAUUGCAUUACAACAUCAACUUUUUUAAUUUCGAACUUCUUCCCAGCACUCUUCCGUUUCAUCUCCAAAACGCGUUGAAAACAUCUCGAAUCUUUUCUCGAUCAAGAUAUUAUCCGCUUUGGGUCCAAGCCUAUACGAUUUUUUGCCUUGAGGUACAUAUGAAAGUGACUUUCCAGAAGGUGAUUCGUCAUUGUAGUCCUCUACAGUGAGCACGUUUAGUUUAAAAAGUCUUUCAUUUCACUUCAAAAAAUAUUUUAUCAAUUGAAGUUGAUUACUUGCUUAUGAAUCAUAUAUAUCUCUCUUCCACCGUUGCAUAUUGGGUACAAACCCUUCACAAAAGAUAACAUGAGCCGGAAUAUCUAUGGGAAAAUUGAUAAUAAAAAAAGGGUAAAUACAAUUUAAUAUCCAAACCUUUUAUUUUAAACAAUAUAAUAGCCAAACCUUUUCGAAAACAAUCUAAUAUCCAAAUCGUCAACUUUCUGUCUGUUUGAACGUUAGUUGACACUUCAAAAAAGUUCGAAGUACGACACUUCAUCAAUACCCAUCGAUAUCUUCUCUGAAAAAACACCAACAUAUCGU